Messenger RNA from Aspergillus homomorphus CBS 101889, 1132 nucleotides. RefSeq names its product MICOS complex subunit MIC26/MIC27. Bases 75 to 848 code for a protein of 257 amino acids. Gene Ontology annotation, cellular component: mitochondrial crista junction; MICOS complex. The transcript is spliced from 3 exons. Lineage: Eukaryota; Fungi; Ascomycota; Eurotiomycetes; Eurotiales; Aspergillaceae. Gene Ontology annotation, biological process: cristae formation. The record is from RefSeq and is a predicted model, not a curated record.
CUCUCGACUUCAACUUCAUUGACUCUUCCCUCCAUCCUCCCCCCUCACUCUCCCCCCAUUGGCCUCUCUCUACCAUGUCUUUCCGGCCAAUGUUUCACCAGCGGGCUGUGGCCCCCAUUGCGGCCACUCUUCUGGCUGGAGGAGUUGCUUUCUAUCCCCGGCGGACGGCCUUUGCAGAGGAACCCCGGGACCCGAGAAAACCCAUCUACGAUGACUACGAGGACGAGAUCCCGACCACGACCAGCACCAGCAACAUCCCGACUCCCACGAUCACUCCAUCCUCUUCCUCCAUCAUCCCGGCGACGCCGACCUCCUCCUCCGCCUCCUCCUCCCCGACCCCCACAGACAUCCUGACCGCGCAAGUCCGUCAAGCCCGACUAUUCCUGUACCAGAACUCCUUGGCGGUGGAGACCAGCUUCAACAACUUCCUGUCGCGGGCGCUGCACAUCGAGAACGCCUUCACCAACACGGUCGCGUCGCUGGCCCCGUCGCCCGAGUCGGGCGAGCGCCUCCUCCCCGGCGGCGUCUACGUCGUCGUGGCCGCCAUGGCCGGCUCGAUCGUCUCGCGCAACCGCGGCGUGCUCCUCCGCACCGCCUCCCCGCUCGCCUUCGGCACCGUCGCCGCCUGGUCCCUGCUGCCCGUCACCAUGCGCAACGUCUCCGACCUCGUCUGGGAGUACGAGAAGAAGGUCCCCGCCCUGGCCGACUCGCACCUGCGCUUCCGCGCCCAGGCCGAGCACAUCUACCACACCGGCCUCGCUCACAGCGCCAUGGGCCGCGCCAUGUUGGAGGAGAAGAUCGGUGACGCCCGCAAGAAGCUGGAGGAGGUCGUCAGCAAGGGUCAUUAAAUAAAACUGCUGCUUCCUGGUCGUCUGUCUUGUUUAGCCUUUCUGCCUGUGUCUGUGUGUGUUGUGUGUCGAAGCGGAACGUCAUUGUGUCCUCCCCCUUUUCCUAUGUGCUCUGCUUGAGCCCCCCUCCCCCUUUGUGGUUAGGUUAUAGGAUUUGGGAUGAUCUACUUCCUGGCAUCAUUCUAUCAUCGUCCGUUUCUUUUGUCCAUCUGUCUGAGUGUGGCUGUGGGUGUGUAUGUGUGUACUUUAAGAAGCUUAGAAUUGAAGAGCGCACGAUUCUAGAC